Arabis nemorensis is the source of this 363-nucleotide messenger RNA. The record is from the annotation of a GenBank genome assembly. Lineage: Eukaryota; Viridiplantae; Streptophyta; Magnoliopsida; Brassicales; Brassicaceae.
AUGCAUGAUUUUUGCUUCACUAUACCUUACGGAAUGAUUCUGAUCGUCGGAGGAUUUAUAGGGUUUUUGAAGAAAGGAAGUAUUACUUCUCUCGCUGGAGGUGCAGGUACUGGAUUGCUUGUUGUUCUCGCUGGUUUUAUCAGCCUUAAAGCUUUCGAGAAGAAGAAGAAUUCAUCUCUCGCUCUUGUUCUUCAGACAGUCAUUGCAGCUGCUCUAACACUUGUCAUGGGACAACGGUUCUUGUUGACUCAAAAGAUUAUGCCGGCUGGUUUGGUUGCUGGAAUUAGUGCCCUCAUGACAUGUUUCUAUGUGUACAAGAUCGCGACUGGCGGAAACCACAUACCACCACCUAAAGCUGAAUGA